UUGGCCAGUUGUCCCGCAAGAUAUUCCGAGGGGCCCUGGUGCAGUGAGUGGUAGACCAGCGUGGGUCCCCCACGCAGUGAGUCAAACUCUACUGGUCACUGGUCGCGAGCUCCUCACCGUCCACUUCCAAUCCAACCCGCAGCCCGCAGAGCACGCCGCCGCCGUGAACGCACGCAGGCAAUGCAACGCUCCGCGCUCCUCCGCCCACUCGCCGCCCCCCCUCUCCUCCCCGCUAACACCCUCGUCGCGCGGCGCCGCCGCGGCGGUCGUGGAAGCGUCCGAGUGGGGUGCGCCCCCGGGGAGGGAGCGGGCGGAGGCGGCAGGGGCGAGGUCGACGGCGGCGCGGCGGCGUGGCUGAGCUCGGCGGUGGGGGAGAAGGUAGACGAGCUGCUGCAGCGCGAGGAGAACCGGUCGCUGCUCGAGGGCGUCGAGGCCGCCGAGCGCCGCGUGGAGCGCGCCCGCGCCGCGCUAGCCGACAUAGAGCGGCAGGAGGCCGCUGCGCGCCUCGCCCGCGAGGAGGUCCGCCGCCUCGAGGAGCGGCGCGACGAGAUUGCAGAGUCCCAACGGGAAUUGCUACAGGCAAGAGAAAUGAUUGAUGAAGCACAGCGUUCCUUGUCUUCUAGUCUUGAGGAAGGAAGCUUCGAAGAUGUGUCUAGUGGUGAUAUUGAUGAAGAUGGUGAGAGACUAGAAUCUGUAAAAGCUGCAGCAGUUUCCUCUAUAGUUGGCGUUCUGGCUAGUUUGCCCAUAUCUUUCUAUGAAGUCCACAAUUUUCCACAACUAUUUGUUCAGACAUCAGUUGUUUUCAUAAGUUGUGCUUUGUUUGGAGUCACAUUCCGAUAUGCCGUUAGAAGAGAUCUGGAUAAUAUCCAACUAAAAAUGGGGGCUCCUGCCGCAUUUGCUUUUGUUAGAGGUCUUGCUCUGUUGGAAUCUGGUAGAUCCUUCGAGCUGAGUACUGAUACCUUAAUAUCAGUUGCUCUUGAUGGUGCAGUUAGUGUGGUUGAGAACAUUUUUGUAUUUCUGCCUGCUGCCAUUGCACUGGACUACUGUUUUAAGAUGAGAUUUUUGAGUCCGUUUCCUUCAAGAAAACAAUAGCUUCUGUGAAAUGUAUGAUCAACGAUGAUAUUGCUUGCUCUGAUGACUACAUGUAAUGCAAAUGAUUUCUUAGAUUCAUCACGGCAAGCACUUCCUUGUGCAUUCAAAGUUCACCAAAUAAUUGUUUCUACUUAACA
Molecule: messenger RNA, 1229 nt
Organism: Phragmites australis (common reed)
Lineage: Eukaryota; Viridiplantae; Streptophyta; Magnoliopsida; Poales; Poaceae
Exons: 3
Coding region: 181-1092 (303 amino acids)
Source: RefSeq, a predicted model, not a curated record